AUGCCGAAAAAGGACGACUCCCAGGCGAAAGGGUCGAAGCGGAAGCGCGAGGAGCCAGAAGAGGAGACCGCCGCAAGCUCAAAAAAGGCAUGUAAAGUGUAUCUGCAAGGUGUGCCGCGGCUCUGUCAGGCGGCCACCAUCAAAGAGCGCUUUGCCAAAUAUGGCAGCGUUCUGGAUGUUGAAAUUCCAGCCAUCCGGCGCAACAAGACGAAGCGCAUCGCUUUCGUAACCUUCGCCAAAAAGUCUGAAGCCAAGGCAGCCUUAGAAGAGGAUGAAGCAGAGUUUGAAGGCUCCACUUUGAAGGUGCAGCUCAGUGGAGUGCCAAAAAGUUCCGUCGGCUCGCUUCCGUCGGCUGAAGAGGCCGCAGCGACCUCAACGAAGGUCUUUGUUGCAGGCUUUGGCAGCCGCAGCGCCGACGAAGUCUCGGCAUAUUUCAGCAAGAAGUGCGGCAGCGUGCAGUCACUGACUAUGCCAGAGUCCGCGAAAACCAAAGGUCGUUCUCGCGGUUUUGUCAUUUUGGAGUUUUCCAAAAAAGCUCAUGCAGCUGCAGCUGUCGAGCUGAACGAAACAAAGUGGAAAGGUCAGACACUUGCAGUAAAGUCGUACACCUCAAGUGCCACAGAUGAAAAGGUAAAGAAAAAGGCCGCAGCAAAGAAAAGCGCACGUGAGAAAAGGGAACAAGCUAAGCAUGAGUUCCGGGUCUUCAUCCAAGGCUUCCCAAAAGGAGUCUCUGAGAAGAGCCUGAAGGAACACUUCGAACCAUGUGGCGAGAUUCGACAAGUCACGAUGCCCAAGAAGAAGGAUGGAGCGCUGCGGGGUGUGGCCUUUGUUAGCUUUGCUUCAAAGGACCAGCGGCAUGGACCUUCCAUGAUUGGUUGA
Messenger RNA from Cladocopium goreaui, 879 nucleotides. The record is from the annotation of a GenBank genome assembly. NCBI's taxonomy places the organism in Eukaryota, Dinophyceae, Suessiales, Symbiodiniaceae.